GUGAAAUCAUCAUCAAUUCAGCGAAUCUGAAGUUGUAAAGUUAAAUUAAAUUUGAAAUUUUGCAAUUGGGAACUUAGAGCCCUAAAUCCCUUUCUUAAAAAAAAACCCUAAAUCCUUUCACUUUGUUCAAUUCUUCUUCAAUAUGAGCAUGACCCAAUUUGCUAUGGUUGAGGAGUUGGCUUUUCUUGUGAAGGACAAUCUUCCUUGCAAGCAUCUCGUUCUUACAAUGGAAGAACUCUUGGUUAACUUUCUUGAGGCCGAGGACACAAGUUCAGAUGGGAUCUUGGAAUUGGAGCCAAUGAACUCUUACAACCGUCUUCUCUUACAUCGCCUUGCAGAGAUAUUUGGGUUUGCUCAUGAAUCUGUUGGUGAAGGAGAAGAUCGCCAUUUGAUUCUGGAGAGAUGUCCAGAUACAUCUAUACCUCCAAUCCUUGUCAGUGAUAUCCUAGGGACGUAUGAUGAACCUCAAUCUUUGUUUGCAUCACACCAAAUAUUAAGGAGAAAAGAAGCCUCUCCAGUUUCACAGACAAAUACAACAUCCAUUCAACAGACACUGGAGGAAAGAAAAGCUGCUUAUUUGCUUGCUCGUGAGCGGAUUUUUUCUAUGAAUUUGGAAGAUGCAAAAGAGCCUAAUGAACAAAAACCACGAAGCGUGCCUGUGGUAGCCCGCCGAAUGAUUGCGCAUGCACUAGGUCAAAGAAUCAACACAAAAAAUCCGAAUGAGUUGGUUAAUGAUGGUACGAAUAAUAGAGGGUUCUUAGAUGAAUUAAAUGCUCAAGAUAAGAAUAGUGAAAAAUCUGAUCUGGCAAAAGAUUUUGAAGAGUCUCUAUCCCUAAGAAAGAACUCAAACAGCAGAACAAGAAACACUGGUAGUUCUAAUGCGGCCCCACUGAAUAAAAGGAAUGAUCAAACACCAGUGGACAAAGGUUCGCCACCAUUGUCUCAAGAUGGAAAACAAGGGCAAAGUGUGAGCAAAGAGUGCAUGAGAAAGGAGCACUUGGGAGCUGCGAAGAGAAUGUUUGCUCAUGCUUUGGGAGUACACUCGGUGAAGGAUGGUUCUGUUCCUAGAAGUAGAAAUGGAGAAAAUACUAAGAAUUAAAACAAAAGGUUGAAGAUCUUUAAAGCAAAAUGGUAAUCUAUUGCUCUCAAUGGACCUUGGUAGGUGCUUCCCGGGUUUCAAUCACAAUCAAGGAGAUGAGUAAUGAACAUGCUUUUACUCAAAAUUGUGAUACAUUGAUUUGAGAAGAUUCAUGCAAAUUCCUUAGUUCUUCCCUGGUUGUACUGGAGUAACUUAACAAGCAGUUGAGUAUCGUGAAAAUGAACAAUCUCGAGUCAUGUUUGACCUGUUUGGCGUUUGAAUGAAGUCGAGGGAACAAGUUGUGUUUUGAUAUAAGACAUGCAGUACCAGUUACCUUCUCUGUUUUUAUUCUUAAUUAUUGGUGGGGAUCGAACUUGGUACCCCCAAAGUUUACGAACACUCGCACACCUUGUGUCUUGUGUACCAACCAUUCGGGCAGUGGUUGCUGUAUCAGUUAUUUAGUGUGUUUAUUUUAUUCUGUGAAUAAAUAUUGGAUUUCAUUACGAGAAAGGGAGGAAGAAAGUACACGACUUCCCUAUCCCAUCAAGGGCUGUGUUAUGUAUAUAUACAUAUAAGUUUGUUCCUAAUUUUUUCUGCAUGUUUCCUUUUA
Molecule: messenger RNA, 1688 nt
Organism: Medicago truncatula (barrel medic)
Lineage: Eukaryota; Viridiplantae; Streptophyta; Magnoliopsida; Fabales; Fabaceae
Exons: 6
Coding region: 143-1099 (318 amino acids)
Molecular function (GO): nucleic acid binding
Source: RefSeq, a predicted model, not a curated record